AGGGUGGUAUUUCAAACCCCCGACAAGGAGGAUGAAGAGGCCCCCCAUCGUAAACUGGGGAAGCUGACUGUCAAGUACAAUCGCAAGGACUUGCAGAGGAGGCUAGAUAUCGAGGAGUGGAUUGACGGGCAGUUGCACCUGCUCUAUGACUGCGAGGAGGAGGAGAUUCCAGAAUUAGAAAUUGACAUCGAUGAACUGCUGGAACUUACAGAUGCAGAGCAGCGAUCAAAACUACAGGAACUUUUACAGGAAUGUGGCAAGCCUAAAGAGGAUUUUAUCAAUGGACUUUUAUAUCGCAUGAAGGGUCUGCGAAAAAUGUCUGUACCCCAGAAGAAAUGAGGCUGAAAUCUGUGGAUAACAGUAAUGUGAAGUCAUCUUUAUUUGGCAGUCUGGAUGUUUGUAUGUAGAUUGACAGUGUUCUUAACAGAACUAAUGUCUUGACAAAGGAUGCCUUCUCUACGCACACAUGGAUCAAUGUCGCUCUUGAUGUUGAAGGCCUAUGGACUGUUUUUGAACAUUAUUUAUGAAUAUUUUGACUUUUUGAGUCUGAUGUACAAAUGCAAUACUUGUAUUUUUGUCUUUUUGGGGGGGAGGGGGGGAUAAAAGCAAAUAAACACAAUUGUUGACAGUUUUGUCUAUCAAAAUACCCAUACAAAAUGACUUUUGUGACUAGCAUAAGGAUGUGUAAAGUUUCCCAUUUAUAUUUUCUGGUUACAGUGUCAGGUAACAUGGGAAUAAAAAAAGGAUUUCCAGUGUAUGAA
This is a messenger RNA of Lepisosteus oculatus (spotted gar), 761 nucleotides long. It is a transcript of the gene ppp1r14d, whose product is annotated as protein phosphatase 1 regulatory inhibitor subunit 14D. Gene Ontology annotation, biological process: regulation of phosphorylation. The record is from RefSeq and is a predicted model, not a curated record. Gene Ontology annotation, cellular component: cytoplasm. Gene Ontology annotation, molecular function: protein serine/threonine phosphatase inhibitor activity. NCBI's taxonomy places the organism in Eukaryota, Metazoa, Chordata, Actinopteri, Semionotiformes, Lepisosteidae.